Molecule: messenger RNA, 765 nt
Organism: Cavenderia fasciculata
Lineage: Eukaryota; Evosea; Eumycetozoa; Acytosteliales; Cavenderiaceae
Exons: 1
Coding region: 1-765 (254 amino acids)
Source: RefSeq, a predicted model, not a curated record
AUGGCAUAUAGGAUAACAUUAGAUCAUAUUAAAGAAGAUAUAAGGAACAUUGAAAGAUUAGAAGAGAAUGAUCAAUCAACAUACUUGAAUGAAUUGAUAUACAGUUUAAAUAAUAAUAAUAGUAAUAAUAAUAGUGAUAUAGUUGGUAGUGGAGAACUACUAUCAAGUACUACCAACAAUAAAAAGGAUAUAUUUGACUUUAUAUUACAGAAUGUCGAUCUAACAAGAGACAUUGAUAACGAGUAUCAAUAUGUAAAGGAAAUAGUUGGAUCACUGAAACAACAAUCUUCUUUACAAAGCAGCGGUAUGCUCAUGGAAGACAACCCACUCAAAGACAAUUCAAAGUUGAUCAACGAUCCUUCAAGUACAUCUUCGCCAACAUCAGGAUCACCGACAAUCUCUUCAUUGGCAAACAGUCAAGAAAUUAUAGAUAGUGUGGAUAUUAGUGACAAGAGUUCAUCAUCGUCGUCAUCAUCUAAACUCAAACCAGAAAGAGUGAUCCUCAAGAAAUUAGAUCAACUACAACUUCACAAUGACACGUUUAAAGAGGCAUUUAGAUUCAUUGAAACAAACAAAUGGAUUCAAACCAAAGGUGUAGAUCUCAUAGACAAUGAUGGAGAAUUAAAUACUCAAUUGACAAAUUAUAUCACCAUUUUAAAUGAUUCCAUUAAUCAAUUAAAUAUAUUAAAAAAGAAUCAAAAUAAUAAUGGCAAAGUAGAUAAAAAAGAAGAAGAACAGAAAGAAGAAGAAGAUUCAAUUCUUUAA